Molecule: messenger RNA, 748 nt
Organism: Rhizopus microsporus ATCC 52813
Lineage: Eukaryota; Fungi; Mucoromycota; Mucoromycetes; Mucorales; Rhizopodaceae
Exons: 1
Coding region: 131-613 (160 amino acids)
Cellular component (GO): nucleus; cytoplasm
Molecular function (GO): RNA polymerase II cis-regulatory region sequence-specific DNA binding
Source: RefSeq, a predicted model, not a curated record
AAAUUUUUCUACCAUUUCUUAUCAAAUCGAACUAUAAGGCUUACCUUCAAUUCCACUUACGAUGUCCAUUUGCUAUCAGUAUCAACAACACCAAAAGAUAACGAAUAAACCACGUCCUUAUCAAUGUCCCAUGUGCUUCAAAGCAUUCGUAAGACUAGAACAUCGUACGCGUCAUAUUAGAACUCAUACAGGCGAAAAACCUCAUGGAUGUACUUUUCCCGGCUGUCAAAAGCGAUUCUCAAGGACAGACGAACUCUCUCGUCAUCUCCGAACACAUACACACUGUAGACGUAAUAAUAGACAUUCAAAUGACCCAGAAGAUAUGCGAUACUAUGCUUCUGGACCCAUUUUAUUAACACCAGCAAGACCAUCACCACCACAGCAGCAAUCUGUAUAUUUAGCAUAUGAUCCUUAUCAUCACUCGGACUCGGAAAGCGACCAUGUUCUUACCCCCGAUAGUUCACCCACAUUUGGUCCCUCUCGAUCACUAUCUGCAUACUACACCAGUUUAACUUUACCACCUAUUCGCCACAAUUCCCCAUUUGAUGAACCAUCUGGUCCAGAACCCCCUAAAGAAUUACACCUCCCAUCCAUUCAGUUCUUGUUGAAUUAAUUCCUCUCUUUUAUUCCUACAUACCAUGUACAUAUCAUUACAUUUAUGAUUUAUAUACACCUUUAAUAUAAUAGCCAUAAUAAUAAAUAGAAUCUCCCUUCUCUUCACCCCUUCCUCUCGUUUUCCUUUCCCCUU